Messenger RNA from Pseudoliparis swirei, 1285 nucleotides. RefSeq names its product claudin-4-like. The coding region runs from base 1 to 966 and encodes 321 amino acids. Lineage: Eukaryota; Metazoa; Chordata; Actinopteri; Perciformes; Liparidae. Gene Ontology annotation, biological process: bicellular tight junction assembly; cell adhesion. Gene Ontology annotation, cellular component: bicellular tight junction; plasma membrane. The transcript has a single exon. Gene Ontology annotation, molecular function: structural molecule activity. The record is from RefSeq and is a predicted model, not a curated record.
AUGGCCUCCAUGGGGAUACAGAUGCUGGCCAGCGCCCUGUGCCUCCUGGGUUGGGCAGGGGUCAUCAUCAGCUGCAUCCUGCCCAUGUGGCGGGUCACGGCCUUCGUGGGGACUACCAUCGUCACCUCGCAGACCAUCUGGGAGGGCAUCUGGAUGACCUGCGUGGUGCAGAGCACGGGGCAGAUCAUGUGCAAACCGUACGACUCUCUCCUGGCGCUCAGCAGCGACCUGCAGGCCGCCAGGGCCCUCGUCGUGCUCGCCGCCGUCACGGGCGGCGCGGGCCUCGUCCUGGCCUUCGUCGGGGGGAAGUGCACUCGCUUUUUGGACGAAGAAGGGGGCGGGGUCAAGGGCAAGGUGGCCGUGGCGGCGGGGGCCGUUUUGAUGGUCACGGGGCUGCUGUGUUUGAUUCCCACGUCGUGGACGGCCGGGUCGGUGGUGAAGAAGUUCUACAGCGCCGACAUCGAUGCCCAGCGGAGGGAGAUCGGAGCGUCCAUCUACAUCGGAUGGGGGGCGUCCAUCCUGCUUGUGCUGGGAGGGGGGUUGUUCAUCAGCUCCGCGUGCCCCCUCAAUGCCCACAACACAGACAAGAGCCCCUCGGUCCGCUACCUGGUGGUCCGCUCCUCCAACGGGUCCAGCAGGGUCGCUCAACCCAUCAGAGUACCGGCGUCCACGUCUCAGCCUGCGGGGGCGGGGCCUCCCAGGUCUCAAAGCCACGAUGGAUCGUCCACGAAGCCGCCGGUGUACGCCAGGCCUCCGUGGGAGGACGGGCCCGAGCCGGACUCGAGAGCGGAGUCGGAGGGAUCGUCGACGAAGUCUCAGAAGAAAAGAGCGGAGUCGACAAAGUCCGAAAACAGCGAGGCGCCGUCGACAAAGUCUCAGCUGAAACGAGCAGAAAUGGAAGAGGUGUUAUCAGUUGAGAGUGAGAACGACGACGCCUUCUCCAAUCCAACAAGAACAUACUUAUGAUAUGACAUUCAUACUUCGGAUAUGACAUUCACAUGUUGAUAUACGCUCUUAUGUUGAACACACAAUGCAGAGGUUUUGCAUAUCGGUGUUAUUUAGGAGUAUAAGUUUACUUAUUUUGUGACAAUGUACUGGGGAAUAGUAGUCCAUUGUGUCGAUAUGGUUUUCUUUAUACUUGAUACAUGUUUAUUGAUACAAAGACAGAAAGAAGGAUGCAUGGGCUACAUUCUCAAGAGGAGAAUAGCAGUUUUACAUUGUUGUGUGCACUGAAAAUGAAUUGAAAACCAAACACAAUAACAAACUAAAUCCAGGUGGAAGUGAA